AUGUCUCCAGUCGCGAGUGGAGUCAUGAGCUCUGUCGACAUCGAUGCGUCCGCGCAAGGCCCGCCGCUCAACAACAAGCGGAAGCGAGCGAGUAUGGAAACCAAGCCGUUGAACAAGGAGCGCUCCCACAUCGAAGGGGCCACUGCGAAAAGGCCUCCUAGAAACCACGACAGCGCGACCGAUCGCUCGAUCGCCCGACCAAGCAAGAGGCUGAAGACUACAGAUAGUUCCUCUGCCGGUGACGACAAAGUGGAAGCGCAAUUCGGUACACAGGCCGAGGCUACACACGAGGAAACGCCUCUGAUUGAGGAGUCCACGGAAGAAGAGCGGGGUGAUGCAGCGGGAGAAUCCAGCGAGCCUGAACACGCGGAUUCAGCAAAGCCUACCAAAGGUAAGGGAAAGGCAGUGGCACCGCCCAAGGCAAAGUCAAAGGCCACCGACAACUCAAGCGAUGAAGGUAAUGAAGAAGAAUAUCUUUCGGCGCCCAAGCCUACACAAGCAAAGACCCCGAAGAGGAAGAAGGCGCCGCGAAUUCCUCGUCCUGACGCCGAGGUCCAAGCCUUCCUGGACGGUGUCCCGAACGUUACAAACUGGACCAGCACAACUGGGAUCCACCCCGAUUACUGCAAGAUAAUCGAGUGGCUCGACAAAGACAAGCUGGAGAUGAAAGAGAUCAUUGCGUUGUAUCGACAGCUUCCGAAGCGGAUGAGCGAUGGCGACAACCCGGACAAGAACAUAUACAAGCACUAUGAGAAGUGGGCACCGAAGUUUUAUACGGAGAAGAACUUGGUUUUUGUGAGCAGAAUUGAUCGGAGGAAGUACUUGGCUGCUGAAAAGGCGGCAGGGCGAGUGGCUCCAAACCCGCCAAAGGUGAAAAGUUCCACGGCCAAGAGUGAAAACAAUGGUGGAAAGGGGAAGAAGGGUUCUGCUACAUUUCUGCCUGCGCAGUUUCAUAAAUCGCCCACUGGCGCUCAGGCAGAACAGCAGCUCACUGCCUCAACGAAUUCGCAGCCUCAACCAGCCGGAUUGCUCACCAGUAUGUCGCUAAACCAGCAGCUCGAGAAUCUUUUCACUCAGGUUCCACCACGUACACACCUGUCUGCUUCCAGAAACGAUGGAAACGGCAACACUAGCAACGUGAACCUCUUCCCUAAAAAGAAGAAGAAGAACCAAGCAAAUCCUAUCACCACUGCCGCAACUACCGCCGCUCAGGACAGCCGCUUGAACGGCCCAUCCGCCGAAGACGUCACCCGCUACUUCAUAAACCGCAGUAGUGCAGACGUGCUAUACUUCAAGCGCUCAGCCGGCGAUUCGAUGCUCGGACACCAAAGCCGCCCGGUCCUAGACCUCCAGUGCGCAAUGCAGUACUCUGAGUACCUCGCGGAAUGCGUGCAGAAUGAUCCGGAGCUACAGCUUGUCGAGUACAACGAUAGUAUCAAGGACGUUACUAUCGCUCGGUACGUCGCUUGUGUGGCGCCGUCACUGCGCAAGGAUUUACCGGCGUAUGACCUUUUCGAGGUGCGCAAGGGAGAACUACGCGCUACAGAGAUCCAGUGGAGCAUGCAGGAGCUCAAGGGACUGUAUGAAUUCGCUCGGGAGUUGCGUGCGUGGGACGUCGUCGACAUGGUCAUGGAUCGCAUGCACGCUGAACUCCACCGGCCUACGCCCCGCAUCCUCAAGAACGAAGACGGGCAUGGGAAGACGUUCGAAAUCUUGGAUUUCUCGCCAGCGUUCCUUGAACACCUUUCCAAGUGCGAUACUCAGGGUACUCACUUCUUCACCGACAUCUUGGUCAUGCAGGGCAAGGCUGGUUGGGACCACAUGUACAAGUAUGACAUGGACUUGUGGACUCCGGCGAUCAAGCAGAUGCUCAUCGGCAAGCUUCUCGAAGUCUCACUCGAUCCGAUGGUCUCAGUCUGGGACGCAGACUUCAUCUGCGCUGAAUACCAUCACCAUCACGUACACAACUGGGCAUGCUACAAAGAGCAAGACCCGGCUCCGCCUGUCGCCGAAGCCGCUUCAGACUCAGACUUCAACUUUGUAGCUGGAUACUGGCAGCGUGAAACCGAACUCAAGGCAAUUGCGCACCAAGAAGCACAAGUCCGAACCCUGCAGCUCAUCGCCCCAGGCCGCCCUCUUACAGAACCUGAGCAAAUCUCCCUUUCCACUGCUUCAUCCACCCUCAAAAAUCUAACCAACACUCGUCGCAAGGCAGACAAACUCCUCACCACAACCGAAGAUCGCAUGCCAUCCGCCUCCCUCACCUGCUUCCUUGAGCCCGAAUACAUCCACUACACGCCAGAAGACGAAUACGCCGCACCUACCGCCGCUCCGGAGCCCGAAGAACAGCCUGCUUUCCCCGGCGGCUUCGUUUAUCCCAAGAACCUGGGAAAUACGAAGAAGGACAACAAGAAACAGCAGAUUGGCAAGAUGGCGCUGGUUAAGCGGAAGUUGUUGGAUUUCAGGCACGCGGGGGUUGAUGUUGGGGAUAUUGGGGACAUUGGGAAUAUUAGGGAUAUGGAGAUGAGUGAUGAGGGCGAGGAAGGUGAGGGCGAUGGAAGUGGAGACGAGGAUGAGAGUAGUGGGGAUGAGGAAGAGUAG
This is a messenger RNA of Parastagonospora nodorum SN15, 2601 nucleotides long. RefSeq lists its product as hypothetical. NCBI's taxonomy places the organism in Eukaryota, Fungi, Ascomycota, Dothideomycetes, Pleosporales, Phaeosphaeriaceae. The record is from RefSeq and is a predicted model, not a curated record. The transcript has a single exon. Bases 1 to 2601 code for a protein of 866 amino acids.